ACCAUAGAGUUUAUGAGAGUAGGAAAGCACGUUGUAUUGUGGGAUUGCAGCGUUGUGUUGGUCUCUUGUGAAACUAGCUAGCUAGUGCCUUGUUAUAUUUUAUGACAGUUGGUUUUACAGAAGAAACAUGCCAGAUUUACCUGUGGAAAAAGUUGUUGUUCACCCGCUAGUGCUGCUUAGUGUGGUGGAUCAUUUUAAUAGAAUUGGAAAAAUUGGCAACCAAAAGCGAGUCGUGGGUGUGUUGCUGGGUUCCUGGUAUAAGAAAGUCCUUGAUGUGUCCAACAGUUUUGCGGUACCAUUUGAUGAGGAUGACAAAGAUGACUCGGUGUGGUUCCUCGACCAUGACUACCUGGAGAAUAUGUAUGGAAUGUUCAAGAAAGUAAACGCCAGAGAAAGAGUAGUUGGCUGGUACCAUACAGGCCCAAAACUGCACAAGAACGACAUUGCAAUCAACGAACUUGUGAAGCAGUACUGCUCAAAUUCUGUUUUAGUUAUUAUUGAUGUGAAGCCCAAGGACUUGGGUCUGCCCACAGAAGCCUAUAUCUCUGUGGAGGAAGUGCAUGACGAUGGUACUCCCACGUCCAAGACUUUCGAGCACGUGACGAGCGAGAUCGGAGCAGAGGAGGCAGAGGAAGUGGGUGUGGAACACUUACUGAGAGACAUCAAGGACACGACGGUGGGCACCCUGUCCCAGCGCAUCACCAACCAGGUGCACGGCCUGAAGGGCCUCAACUGCAAGCUGCUGGACAUCAAGAGCUACCUGGAGAAGGUGGUCACCGGCAAGCUGCCCAUCAACCACCAGAUCAUCUACCAGCUGCAGGACGUCUUCAACCUGCUGCCCGACGUCAACCUGCAGGAGUUCAUCAAGGCCUUCUACCUGAAGACCAACGACCAGAUGCUGGUGGUGUACCUGGCCUCGCUCAUCCGCUCGGUGGUGGCCCUCCACAACCUCAUCAACAACAAGAUCGCCAACCGCGACGCGGAGAAGAAGGAGGGCCAGGAGAAGGACGACGGCAAGAAGGAGAAGAAAGACGAGAAGGACAAGGAGAAGGAGAAGGACAAAGACAAGGACAAGGACAAGGACAAGGGGGAGGCUGUGAGUAAGAAGGACGAUAAGGAGAAGAAAUGAGGCGCUGCAGACACGGACCGACACAACCAUGGCUGUAUUUCAGAUCAGUGGUCUUGUUUUUUGUUUUUGUUUUUGUUUUUUUUGGAGAAUUUUAUAAUGCUGCACCAACUGUUAUCCUGUCCGAUACAAGAUUGGCUGAACACUGUAUUUAUCAUUUGAUAAAGGGGACAUUUUCUGAAUUUAGUAAAAAUAUAUCAAACGGAAUGAAGUUGUAUGCAUUUUUUAAGUUGUUUUUUUCCCUCAAAAAAGUGUCAAAAUGACGUGAUUAAAUACGAUGACGAAUAGCUAAAUAAAAGGCCAGUCGUUUCUAA
This is a messenger RNA of Conger conger (European conger), 1440 nucleotides long. Its product is annotated as 26S proteasome non-ATPase regulatory subunit 7-like. NCBI's taxonomy places the organism in Eukaryota, Metazoa, Chordata, Actinopteri, Anguilliformes, Congridae. Gene Ontology annotation, biological process: proteasome-mediated ubiquitin-dependent protein catabolic process. Gene Ontology annotation, cellular component: proteasome regulatory particle; proteasome complex. The coding region runs from base 128 to 1129 and encodes 333 amino acids. Gene Ontology annotation, molecular function: metallopeptidase activity; protein binding. The transcript has 7 exons. The record is from RefSeq and is a predicted model, not a curated record.